AUGGCCACCCCCAAUGUCCUAGCUUUUGACGCUGAGGGUAGAGCCAUUGACUUUGCAGUCUGGAUUGAGGACCUGCAGCUGUACUUACUGUGUGAUGCGGUCGAUGAGGUCUCUCUCUUUGACUUUGUCUCUCGCGCUGUCCCUGCCCCUCCUCCUGAUGCUGAUUCCGCCGUUCGCUCCAAGUGGGCGACCCGCGAUGCUGCUGCACGUCUUGCUGUGCGUCGCCACCUCCCUUCCUCCGAGCGUGCCCACUUUAGUCAGUGCAAGACCGCUCAGGCCUUGUACGACGCUGUAGUUGCACGCUACUCCUCCCCUUCCUCCGCUACGCUGAGCCGCCUCAUGCUACCUUUUCUCUUCCCUGACCUCGCUGCCUUUCCCACUGUCGCUGACCUCAUUACCCACCUCCGCGCUAGUGACGCUCGCUACCGCGCUGCCCUUCCUGCUGAGUUCCGCGCCGCCAACCCUCCUCCCAUGUACAUCACUCUCUACUUUCUUGUCACCCGUCUCCCUGAGUCCCUUCGUGUCGUUAGGGACCAGUUUCUCUCUGUCUGUCCCACCACCCUCACUGUCGACCUCCUUGAGGAGUCCCUGCUAGCGGCUGAGAAGAGCAUAGUCGCUGUAGGGGCCUCUCGGGGUGACCCUCGCACCCCCAUCUUUGAGGGGUGUUCUCCUUCCCCCCUGCUGCCCUCUGUCGCCUCAGCCGCUGCGGCCGACCUCGCUGGUUUUGAGUCGGUCGGUGCGGCGUCUGCCCCCAGCGGUAGACGCCGCUCUGGCAAGGGCAAGGGGGGCAAGGGAGCGGGUGGAGCUAGAGGAGGCAGUGGCGGAGGAGGUGGGGGUGGCGGGGGGAGUGGGGGUGGCGGUGGAGGUGGUGGCGGGAGUGGAGGUACUGGUGGAGGCGGUGGAGGCGGAGGUGGCGGCGGAGGCGGUAGCGGAGGAGGCGGGGGCGAGGGUACCAGUGGGGGCGGUGGCGGUGGAGACGGGGGCGGUGGUGGAGGCGGGAGUGGCGGUGGCGGCGGGGGUCGGAGUGUCGCGUCCCAGCGCAGCAGCUCUGGGGGUGGUCAGCGCCAGCAGCAGCAGCAGCAGCAUCAGCAGCGCUCUCGCACCGUCCCCGCCCCUCAGCAGCUCCGUGAGUGGUACUUGCAGCGUCAGCGUGGUGGUGCGUUUGGUCCCUGCCCCUACGUUCUUCGCACCGGCGACCGUGCGGGGGAGAGUGAUGAGGAUGACUGUUACCGGUGUUUCCCGCCCGACCCGGGCAUUGGUACUGCUGCGUCAGGUACUAGUGAGGCUGCUGCUCUAGGUGCCAGUGCGUCUGUGCUCUCAGGUGCUGGUGAGUCUGCCCUCUCAGGUACUGUGUCGGCUUCGGCCUCUCACACCUUCACACUUGACUCUGGAGCGUCUCGCUCCUUCUUUCGGGACCGCACUACUCUCACGCCGCUGAGUCGGCCGGUUGCGGUGUCCCUGGCUGACCCCUCUGGGGGGCCUGUUCUGUCUCGCUUCUCCACGGUACUUCCGUGUCCGGCGGCCCCCUCUGGCACCCUGUCUGGUCUCUACCUCCCCUCGUUCUCGACGAACCUGGUGAGUGGUGCUGACCUACAGGAUGCGGGUGUCCACCAGUUCACUCCUGCUCGUCAGCGGGUGACCCACUGCACGGAGGCUAGCACGGGACGCCACCUGGCUACGUUUACACGUCGGCCAGGGUCGAGCCUGUACACACUGACCACGACUUCUCCUCCAGGUACUGAGUCUGGUAGGGUCCCUUCGUCUGGUCAGGUGUUUGCCGCAACGUCCAGGUCUGGUCCUGAGUCUUCCCCCUGUUCGUGUCGUCGUCUGUCUCACGAGACCCUCCUCUGGCACCACCGCCUUGGCCACCCCUCUCUGCUUCGGCUCAGAGGCAUGGCCUCCCGUCUUCUUGUGUCUGGUCUCCCCCGGUCUCUACCUCCCCUUCCUCAGGGCCCUGGCCCCGCCUCUGUCCCCUGUGUCGAGGGGCGCCAGCGUGCUGCCCCUCACUCCUCCCAGUUUCCUCCGACAGAGGCCCCGCUGCAGACACUUCACAUGGACGUGUGGGGCCCAGCCCGCGUCCGUGGACAGGGUCAGGAGCGCUACUUCCUGCUCGUUGUUGACGACUACUCGCGUUACACCACAGUCUUCCCCUUGCGCAGCAAGGGUGAUGUUACUAAGGUGCUGAUCGACUGGAUCCGCACAGCUCGUCUUCAGCUCAGGCAGAGCUUUGGCUCCGACUUUCCUGUGUUGCGUCUGCACUCUGACAAAGGCGGAGAGUUCUCCUCUGGCCUUCUACGUGCCUACUGUCGGGCGCGAGGCAUCCGCCAGUCCUUCACGCUUCCGGACUCUCCACAGCAAAAUGGGAUUGCUGAGCGCCGCAUUGGCAUGGUCAUGGACGUCGCCCGUACGUCCAUGAUGCAUGCGGCUGCCCCCCAUUUUCUGUGGCCGUUUGCGGUCAGGUACGCAGCGCAUCAGAUCAACCUCCACCCCAGGGUCUCCAGGCCGGAGACCUCCCCAGCCCUGCUGUGGACGGGGAAGGUUGGCGAUGCGUCGGCGUUCCGGGUCUGGGGAUCUCGGGCGUUUGUCCGCGACUUGUCUGCGGACAAGCUGUCCCCUCCCGCUGCUCCCUGCGUCUUCCUAGGGUUCCCCCCCGACGCCCCUGGGUGGCAAUUCUACCACCCCUCCUCUCGACGUGUUCUGUCCUCCCAGGACGUCACGUUCGACGAGUCGGUACCCUACUACCGCCUCUUCCCCUACCGCACUCCGUCCCUCCCCCCACCCCCGCUCUUCUUGGUACCAGGUCCCCCCCCGGUAGUCCCCCUCCCCCCUCAGGGUCCUGCCCCUUCAGGUGUGUCCCAGGUUGACGCGGUCGAGCCUGUCGAGGUCACUGGUGACUCUGGUGCUGCUGCGGGAGCUGAGCCUGGGGGUGCGGAGUCUGGGGGUGUUGAGUCUGGGGGUGCUGAGCCUGGGGGUGCUGAGCCUGGAGGUGCUGAGCCUGGGGGUGCUGUGCCUGGGGGUGCUGAGCCUGGAGGUGCCGAGCCUGGGGGUGCUGUGCCUGGGAGUGCUGUGCCUAGGGGUGCUGAGCCUGGGGGUGCUGAGCCUGGGGGUGCUUCGUCUCGCCGGGAGCCACUCUCCCCACAGGAGCUGCGUGAGUGGUUUGCCAGGCGCUGGAGGCGUGCUGCUGGUGCUGGUGGUUCUUCGGCUGCAGAGGGCACUGCUGCCGCGCGUCCCGGCGGUGCUCGUCCUGUGGGUGCUGGAGCUGCUGGGUCUGCGAGUUCUCCUGGAGCUGGUGCUACUGAGGGUGUUGGCGCUGAGCCUGCUGCUGGCGGUCUGACUGACAGUGCUCCUGGUGCUGCUGCUGGAGGUUCUGGAGCUUCUGGUGGUGCUGCUAGAGGUGCUACUGGAGUGGGUGCUCCUGCCGAGGGUGCUGGUGCUGUUCCUGCUGUUUCUGGCGUCGCCGCGCGGCCCCGACCGUACUUCGUUCCGCUCCUGCAGCAGGUUCUUGGUCUUCCACUUUCUCCUCCUCCCUUAGAGGGUCCGCAGCCUGUCCGGUCACAGCCACAGCUACAGCCUGCCUCCCCUUUGCCUGCUCCUUCUGCCUACGCUGGUCCGACUGGAGGUCUUACUGAGCGUCGUGAGCCUGCGUCUCGUCCUGCGUCGCCUGUUCGUACUGAGCGCGCUAGUGGUCGCGGGUCGCGUCAGCGUCCUCCUCCUGUUCCUGGCACGCACCGGAUGUCACUGCGUCCGUCCACUGCUCCUCUGCGUGCCCCUUUGCCUUCUCCUCCUGCUUCCUCUCUUCCUGCUCUUGCCGACCCGGAGUCGGACUCACUUCGUGCUGCCAGUCCUACUGUCACGCGUCUCCUUGCUACUGCUGUCACUGACCCUUCCUUCGAGUCGUCUGCUGCGUCUGCCCUUGUCACUGAGCUUGUCGACUUUGCUGCGCGCUGUCGUCUAGACUACGCUGCCAGUCUUGUCGCUGAGUCUGAGUCUGCCUGUCCUCCGUCCGUCGGGGGUGAGUGUGCCCUCGGCACGGACGUCCUUGAGGACAGGCAGGAGGAGUUCCAGUGUCUGGCCGCCGCUUCACCCCAUCUCGCGUCUGUACUGCUAGCCCCUGAGGGAGACCCGGAUGCACCAGACAUCCCGACUCCGCGCUCUUACGCGGAGGCGAUAGAGGGUCCCUACUCCUCUCAGUGGCAGGCAGCUAUGGAUGCAGAGAUGGCUUCCUGGAAGUCCACAGGCACCUACGUCGACGCUGUCCCCCCUCCUGGGGCGAACAUCGUCAGUGGCAUGUGGAUUUUCAGGGUGAAGCGGCCGCCGGGUUCUCCGCCUGUCUUCAAGGCGCGUUACGUGGCUCGUGGCUCCAGUCAGCGGCAGGGGGUUGACUACUUUCAGACCUUCUCCCCCACCCCGAAGAUGACCACUCUUCGGGUUCUGCUGCACGUUGCUGCUCACCGUGACUACGAGCUGCACUCUCUCGACUUCAGCACAGCUUUCUUGCAGGGCAGUCUGCACGAGGAGAUCUGGCUGCGCCGCCCACCUGGCUUCACUGGGUCUUUCCCUCCUGGUACCCAGUGGAGUCUCCGGCGUCCAGUCUACGGUCUCCGCCAGGCGCCACGUGAGUGGCACGACACACUGAGGACUACGCUCGCGACUCUUGGGUUUGCUCCGUCUACUGCCGACCCGUCGCUGUUUCUGCGCACCGACACCUCUCUGCCGCCGUUCUACAUCCUCGUGUACGUCGACGACUUGGUCUUUGCCACAGCUGACACUGCUGGACUCGCCUACGUGAAGUCCGAGCUGCAGAAGAGACAUACGUGCACUGACCUGGGUGAACUGCGUAGCUAUUUUGGCUUGCAGAUCACCCGGGACAGAGCGCGCCGCACCAUUACCCUGACUCAGUCACACAUGGUGCAGCAGGUCCUUCAGCGCUUCGGCUUCACGUACUCCUCGCCUCAGGCCACUCCUCUGCCUACUCGCCACUCGCUCUCAGCUCUGCCUUCGGAUGAGUCCGCAGAGUCGAGUGGCCCGUUUGCAGAGCUUGUUGGCUGCCUCAUGUACCUGAUGACCUGCACACGUCCUGACCUUGCAUACCCUCUUAGCAUUCUAGCACGCUAUGUUGCUCCUGGGAGACACCGACCAGAGCACAUGGCUGCAGCGAAGAGGGUGUUGCGUUACUUGUGCAGUACGUCGGGCAUGGGGCUAGUGCUUGGAGGGCGCAGUCCAGUGGUCCUCACUGGGCACGCAGACGCUUCCUGGGCUGACGACCAGGCUACGCAGCGGUCGUCACAGGGUUGCACCUUCAGCCUUGGUUCCGGCUCUGUUUCGUGGCGGGCUACUCGCUCGUCUUCUGUUCUGGGCUCCAGUUGUGAGGCUGAGAUCUACGCUGGGGCUAUGGCUGCACAGGAGUUACGCUGGCUCACCUACCUGCUGACCGACCUUGGAGAGCAGCCUCGUUCUCCUCCAGUCCUGUACGUAGACAACAAGGCCAUGCUGGCCUUGUGUCGAGAGCAGCGACUGGAGCACAGAACGAAGCACAUUGCCCUCCGCUACUUUCUUGCUCGUGAGCUGCAGCAGCGUGGAUAG
Molecule: messenger RNA, 5583 nt
Organism: Closterium sp. NIES-65
Lineage: Eukaryota; Viridiplantae; Streptophyta; Zygnematophyceae; Desmidiales; Closteriaceae
Source: the annotation of a GenBank genome assembly